ACAUGGAGACUGGUAGGAAGAGCAGAGAUGUGGAAAGACUGGCCCUGCCCACAGCUGUGACAGUGGAGAAUCCAGAGGAAUAUCUCAGCUGCAAAGAUCCCCCGUGAGGAGUGCGGGAUCCCAAUCCCAUGCCAGGCUCCAGUGAUGGGAAGAGGAGCCUGUAUAACAUCUGUCUGUGAAAGUCAGCAGGGGUUUUGUCUGCCAGGACGAGAAAAACAAGGAUCCCAGAGGCUGGUGACUUGCUGAAGACCACACUGCCAAUAAAUGGCAGAAGCAGGACUGGAACUUGCCCACAGGAUGGAUACUGACUACCUGAAGAGGUGCUUUGGGAACUGCCUUGCCCAGGCACUGGCAGAGGUGGCGCAGGUUCGGCCCAGUGACCCCAUAGAGUACCUGGCUCACUGGCUUCUUCACUACAGGAAAAUCACUAAAGCACAGGAAGAGGGCAGGCAGGAGAAGAUCCAGCUGAAGGAGGAAUAUGAUAAUAGCCUCAAGGAAACCCAAAUGACAGAAAUGCUGAAGCAAGAGGAGUAUCAGAUUCAGCAGGAGCAUGAAAAGUGUCACCAGCCACUGGUGUCUGCAGCUAUUUCCACAAAGGAGACCGUAUUCAUGCAGGAGAACACAAAAUCCCUCGAAAAUGAGGCGUGGAAGCAGGAAUGCCUGCCAGGUACCUCCAGUAAGAUUCCAGAAAUGCCUCAACACAUUCCUUCUUCUGAUUCACCUGGCCAGACUGACGGGACUGUCAGAACUCCACCAGAAAUAAAUUACUAGGCUUUUCAGCAUGAGGUUCUCUGGAGACGCAUCACGACUCCCAAUCUCCUUCUUAGGUUAUCAGAAGGUAGACAAUUCUAAUGAUGCUUCUCUCCAAGCUGCGAGCCGAGAACAUGGCCGUCCAGAAGAGCUCUUACCUAAAGAUGAAAAUAUGUGGGUUAAAUCCAGAUUUGAGGGGCUGCAGAUGGAGGUGUCUGAGGGACUCUCCAGUCCAAGUCCUUUUCU
Molecule: messenger RNA, 996 nt
Organism: Myotis daubentonii (Daubenton's bat)
Lineage: Eukaryota; Metazoa; Chordata; Mammalia; Chiroptera; Vespertilionidae
Gene: DYDC2
Product: DPY30 domain containing 2
Exons: 5
Coding region: 265-771 (168 amino acids)
Cellular component (GO): Set1C/COMPASS complex
Source: RefSeq, a predicted model, not a curated record